AUGGCGAGUUCGUCGCUGGUGCGGGUGAAGGCUUCCAUAGCGGAUACCGCAGUGAAGCGGCUUAUUGUUUGUAUAGGUUGUGCUAAUCAAGAAGAAAAUGUAAUGCGUGGAGCCCUUGGCAACCGUGUCGCACAGCAAAUUCUUAACACAUGUUCUCCUUCCCCAAGUGACAUACAUAACCCUGAUGUGAACCGUUUACAUCCACGAGAUGCACUUGGACGAGCACGUCGACAGCAAAAUCAUCAUCAACGGAAAGUUUUUUUUAAAGGUACUUCAGCUGUAGGUUCCGUUAGACGACAUGGUAGCAUACGUAAUCCACAGACGUGGGAUUCAGAACGUGUAGUAGACUACUUGGGUGUAUGGUGUGAUCGACUACUUUUGGGAGAACACACAAACCCAUCAAGGUGUGCAUUACUAGAGCCACGUGUACCGCCUAUAAUGUUUGGAGAAUCACUGGAGCGUGUCCUUCGUUCACAUCGCAACUUCCAAAGUAGUGAUCUACUAUUUAUAUUUGGUAGUUCUCAAUUUGAGUUUGGAACAAUGCGUCUUAUUUCUUACUAUGAUGAUUUGCUUACGUUUCCAAAUGGUGGUCCAUCGACUUAUCAACAUUCUUCAAUUGGCGAAGUUUUGCAGAGGUUAGCGGGUCCUCCUAAUGCCGCUUACGCACUCGUGUUGGGUAUUGGUGACUCCAAUGGAGUGUUUGCACCACUCACAGCAGAAGAGAAUGUAAUAGCAAAUGACCGCAUCAUACCGCUUGCUAGUUUUACCAGCGCAUUAUGGACAGUAGACCCGAAAAAGGCAAUGGAAUAUCUCUUAAGUAAUCCUAGAGAAAAUCUGCGACUUUGGCGUACCAUGCAGUCUUCUUUGUUAUCCACACGUGAUACAGCUGUACUGCGCGCCUAUGAAAGUGGUGUACCCCUGGACGCAAGAAUAAGUCAACAACAAACUAAUUAUCUUGCCGAGACACUUUUGUCACGUUUAUUUCCUCAGAUGGAUGAGAAAUGA
This is a messenger RNA of Trypanosoma theileri, 1005 nucleotides long. RefSeq lists its product as uncharacterized. The record is from RefSeq and is a predicted model, not a curated record. Lineage: Eukaryota; Euglenozoa; Kinetoplastea; Trypanosomatida; Trypanosomatidae. The coding region runs from base 1 to 1005 and encodes 334 amino acids. The transcript has a single exon.